This is a messenger RNA of Solanum dulcamara, 1337 nucleotides long. RefSeq names its product F-box only protein 6-like. Gene Ontology annotation, molecular function: protein binding. Bases 44 to 1159 code for a protein of 371 amino acids. NCBI's taxonomy places the organism in Eukaryota, Viridiplantae, Streptophyta, Magnoliopsida, Solanales, Solanaceae. The transcript has a single exon. The record is from RefSeq and is a predicted model, not a curated record.
UCCAUAUCUCCCUGUAGCUUGAGCCUUUAGGGCGUCUUACGCUAUGUGGAGCAAUCUUCAUUUUGAUCUCCUCACCAACAUUUUCUCUUAUCUUUCCCCCUAUACCUUAGCCAUGGCUAAAUCCGUCUGCAAGAGUUGGCACACAUGUGCUAACAAUUCAGCUUCAUGGGCAACACUGCCACAGUGGAAACAUCCGCCGUGGUUCAUAGCGCUGCCCACGCGCAACCACGGGCAUUUUAUUUGUGCUCACAACCCAAUUGAUGAUUACUGGCAUCUAUUACCUCUUGACUUCAUUCCCAACCCAAUUCGCCCAAUUGCUGCAGUUAAUGGCCUAAUACUACUGAGAGAAACCACAACUACUACUCUUCAAUUAGCCAUAUGCAACCCUUUCACUCGACAAUUCAGGCACCUCCCAAAGCUAAAUGUCACAAGGAUUAAUCCAGCUGUUGGGGUAAUAGAACUGAAUUCAGCCAACUUCAAGGUCUAUGUUGCCGGAGGAAUGUCAGGGGCAAGCAGCACCGGAGGAGGUGCUUCGUACGAACCCAGCUUAGAAGUGUACGACUCUGUUCACAAAAGCUGGAAACCAAUCGGAUCAAUGCCAAUGGAAUUUGCAAUUAGGCUAACAGUUUGGACCCCAAACGAGAGCGUUUACUGCAACGGCGUCCUGUAUUGGAUCACCUCAGCCCGGGCUUAUACCGUAAUGGGAUUCGAGAUUGGGAACAAAAAUUGGAGAGAAUUAAGGGUGCCGAUGGCUGACAGGCUUAAUUUUGCUGGAUUGGUAUCGAGAAAUGGGAAAUUAAGUCUUGUUGGUGGAACUAGCGAUGCAGGGGCAUGUAUAUGGGAGCUUGAUGAAUCAAAUAAUUGGAGAAUGAUUGAGAAGGUGCCACAAGAGUUGUGGGCAAGAUUGUUUGGAGGUAAAGGGAGAUGGGGUAAUAUUAAUACAAGAUGUGUGUGUAUUCCUGGGGCAAUGUGCUUGUACAGAGAUCUUGGAUCAGGCAUGGUGGAAUGGAGAGAAUGUGCAGAAAAUGGUUCUAAAUGGGAAUGGCAUUGGAUUGAAGGGUGUGGUACAAUAAAAGGGAUGAAAUUGCAGAAUUUCCCCAUUAAAGGACUGUUGUUACAUCCUUGUCUUGCAUCUUCCAGUUUCUUGCUGAAUGAAUGAGCUCCAAAUUCUUCUCUCGUCCAAGUUCCAAAAACAUACCCCCUUCCUCCUAAUUCAUGUGGCUAUCUUCAAAUUUCGUGAGUUAAAUAAUUUAAUUUUGAUGCUGAAUUUGGACAUAAAUAUUUCAAGUUAUUCGAAAUAAAAGUUAUAUACUUGAGAACCAUGAAAAAACAUUAUA